Aegilops tauschii subsp. strangulata is the source of this 564-nucleotide messenger RNA. Lineage: Eukaryota; Viridiplantae; Streptophyta; Magnoliopsida; Poales; Poaceae. The record is from RefSeq and is a predicted model, not a curated record.
AUGUCUUCCGCUGCCGCCGCCGCGAUCGCACCGACCUCCGUCGCUGCCGUCACGCCGGUCUCUACCACGGCGCCUGCAUCGCCGUUCCUCUCCUCGUGCCCCCUGGUCUCGAUCUACACUGGCCAUUCCUCGAUGGUGGGUGCCUCCUCAGAUCGGCCGCCGCCGCCGUCACCGAUCACGCCUCCGCCUGCUUGGGAGGGUCCUUCGUAUGCUGGUCCCUGGAUGGGAUCGGCGCCCUACGGGGCUGCUUCUCCGCUGUCAGCAGGCCCCUACGGGGCGGCUCCUGUUGCUGCCGGAUCGGCGCCCUACGGGCCCUACGGGGCUGCUCCUUCGCCGUCAGCAGGCCCCUACGGGGCAGCUCCUGUCGCUGCCUCCGCGUACAACGCCGCGUAUGGUGCCUCGCCCUACUCGGCCGCUGCGGCUGCACCACACGGCGCCGUGCCCGCGGCGUCCUACACUGCCCCGCCCUCGCAACCCUAUGCGGCUGCGCCUGGCGCCGUGACCGCCGGGUCUGGCAGGGCACCGGCUGUGCCCUACGGCACCCCGCCACCGCCGUUGCCCUAA